GCGCAUACCCAAACACACACCAAAAUCCAUCGCUUUGUUUUGCCCAGCUUUAUGGUGGUGGUAGCCUACCAUUAGGAAUUUGGAGCGGUGAGAGGAGGGGCGUUUGUGUAUGUGUGAAGGAGCAGUCGGUCUCCUCCCCUCGUCUCCCCCCGCCCUCUCGCGCCCCCCAUGCCUUUGUGUGCGCGAGGCUCUAUGUGAGCAGCGGUUCUUCAAGUGAGAUAUCGGUUCGUUUCUGAGCGCUGUUGAGUUUGUGUGGGCUGUUCGAACAUAGCGUGGCUGACUGGGACUGGGGUGAACCGGUAAAAGGCACGUGAAACGUCGGAGUUUAUUCACACACGCGCGAUCAGAAGGGAAAAUAACGGAGAAAUAUCGAAUAUAGGACUUUUCCCUUUCGUCUUACCCAUCUAUCAUUCUCCCUUUAUCAUUCUCUCGUCCUCUCUAUCCGUGGAGAAUCUAACCAACCUGAUGUGUGUGGAUGUGUGUUUUGGGGGCGUAAAUCAAUUGGCAGCACGUGAAGAUGGAUUAACGUUUGAACGGAAAACUGGAGCAGCACGCUAGACCUCGGCGAGGGGGGAGGGCAAGACGGGCCUCUGCUAACACACACAACCCGCGGGACAGAGACUCUGAUUGGACCAACACCAGGAUGAUGUCGUCACCAAAAGCCAAGACUAAAAAGAAACCUCCCAAAGACAGCAUGACACUUCUACCAUGCUUCUACUUCAUAGAGCUCCCCAUCGUCCUCUCCUCCCUAGUCUCUCUCUACUUCAUGGAGUUGACAGACCUGUUGUCCCCGGCGACCCCUGGGUUCCAUUGCUAUGACCGUGACCUGUCGUUGCCCUACCUGGAGACAGGAGAUGAACUGUUCCCUCUGCUGAUGUUACUGAGCCUGGCCUUCGCAGGACCGGCUGCCUCGAUCAUGCUGGGUGAAGGGCUGGUGUAUUGUUACCAGUCCAGAGUCAAACAGAGUAAAGCUGAUGGAUCCAUCAUCGCUGGAGGGUGUAACUUCAACUCCUUCCUACGGAGGACUGUUCGCUUUGUUGGUGUUCAUGUGUUUGGUCUCCUGGCAACAGCCCUAAUGACAGACAUCAUCCAGUUGGCUACUGGUUAUCCCACCCCUUUCUUCCUGACUGUCUGUCAGCCCAAUUACACGCUGCCUGGGAUAUCAUGUGACCAGAACAAUUACAUCACACAGGACAUCUGCUCUGGGAAAGAUAUUUAUGCCAUCCUGUCAGCCAGGAAAACAUUUCCGUCCCAGCAUGCAACGCUUUCUGGCUUUGCUGCUGUCUACAUCUCUAUGUAUUUGAACAGUGUGAUCAGCAGCAGUACUAAGCUGGUGAAGCCGGUGCUGGUGUUUGGAUACUGUCUGGCUGCAGGCAUAGCCGGACUGACUCAGAUCACACAACACCGCUGCCAUCCCAGAGACGUCUAUGUUGGCUACGCCAUGGGAGCUGGCAUAGGAGUCUACCUGUCUCUGUAUGCAGUAGGUAACUUCAGGUCAUCCGAGGAGGACUGCCUCCCCCAGCCUGUCCGGAGGGCUGCCUCCCCCCCCCAGCAGCAGAGGGAGGUGGUGGUGAGGGGAAGAGCCCAGAGAGGUCAUGUUUCUCAGCACAGCUCUCUGUACCGCAGUAAGACCCCCAGACCAUCAGACAGCAGGGAGGAACUGGGGACUGGACGCUGCAAGGUUCGUAGGGAGAAGGCCAGCGUAGCAUCUCUGAAGAGGGCCAGUGCUGACGUGGAGCUCCUGGCACCCCGCGGCCCCAUGGGAAAGGAAACCAUGGUAACAUUCAGCAAUACCUUACCCCGCGUCGCCAACGGCAGCAGCAGCAUCACGCCCCCCGGAGACGACCCCUCCAACCAGCGUCACAUGACCUUCCACCUGUCCUUCGACCCCCGCAGGUCACAACCAAGGCUGCGACCGCCGCUGGUGCAGGAGUGGAGACAGCAGCGCUCUACGGAGAGACGGAGCGAGGAGGAGGGAGAGACGGACACAUCUGGCGGAGGAGAGGGAGGAGCAGGAGGGGGUGAGGCAGGGGAGACAGGGGUGAUGAAUCCUCCCUCCCUCUAUCCGACGGUACAGUCGGCCAUUAGAGCCGUUGCCACGGCUACCCCAGCGCCAGCCCCACUGGUGCAUGUCCCUAAGGAGGGGAUUAGACACCCCCCGACUGUCUCCCCUCUACCUCCUACGGUCUCCCCUUUGCCUCCUUCUGUCUCCUCUCUUCCUCCCCCCGUCUCCCCUAAGAGCGCGGUGACGCGUGCCAGGUUGAUGUCACUUAACCAGGGAGGGGAACGAGCCAGGGAGGGGCCUAUCCCUGUGACGACUCCGCGUGUGCCCACCCAGCCGCACAAUCAGCCGCGAGUGGCGCAGGUCAUUGCCAUGUCCAAGCAGCAUGGGCCAAUCAGCUCCUCUGCCAAGGGCUCUGACUCCGCCUCUUCCUGUGGAGGAGGAUCUUCAACAGGAAGCUCUGAGUCUCCGUACUACCGGGUCCCCUCUGACCAUGACAGCCACACCGGGAGUGUUACCGGGAGUAUUGUCACCAUAGACGCUCACGCCCCUCAUCACCCUGUGGUCAGGGUGUCUAGCAGUGCCAGUACCAGGAGUAACGGGACUCCGGGUGCCAGAGUAACAGCUGCCGGUAACGGGUCCCCCUGGGAGCGGAGGAACACCACCAGCGGGAGCCUGGGGAGCGUCGGUGAGCAGGGCCAGAGGGGGGCGCUGCAGCGCCAGGAGAAAGUCUCCGCACCGGAAUAUCGGGAAUACCGAACACUUCCUAUGAAAUCAGACUCUAUCUGCUCCUCCUCUCCCAGCCAGACGGAUCCCUCCACCCUGCCUCCCCCUCCUCACCCCAUCUCCUCUCCACUCCCUCCCUUCUCUUCCUCCCCCCUGCCUCCCCCUCCUCAGCCCAUCUCCUCUCCACUCCCUCCCUUCUCUUUCUCCCCUCUGCCUCCCGCUCCUCAGCCCAUCCCCUCCCCCCUUCCUCCCCCUUCUCCACCCUUCUACUCACCCCUCCCUCCCCCUCCUCCCCCCUUCUACUCCCCCCUCCCUCCACCUCCUCAUCCAGAUCUGCUGUUGGACAGUUACUCCCCCCCCCUCCCCCGCUCUAUGACUCUCCCCCGUCGACCCACUGUCUCAGCCCACAGCCGCGCUGAUCAAGAAGUCUAUUACAAGACCAUGCAGACAGAGAGGAGAUUAUAACACGACAUAAAGGUGUUAUAAUAGACAGUAACUCUAAUAAAAUCAGACUAUGAGGUUAGAAGAGAACAUAGGGGAACUUAUAGAGCGCGAGGUUAUAAGACGACAUAGAGCAGUUAAUAUAGACGGUAGUACCACUACAUAACCAUACAGUCAGGGGAUGUAAUUAAAUGUGACACCGUUUGGGGAGCCCUAACAGUCAGGGGAUGUAAUUAAAUGUGACACAUUUUGGGGAGACCUAACAGUCAGGGGAAGUUAUUAAAUGUGACACCGUUUGGGGAGACCUAACAGUCAGGGGAAGUUAUUAAAUGUGACACCGUUUGGGGAGCCCUAACAGUCAGGGGAAGUUAUUAAAUGUUACACCGUUUGGGGAGCCCUAACAGUCAGGGGAAGUUAUUAAAUGUGACACCGUUUGGGGAGACCUAACAGUCAGGAGAACUACUACAUGACUUAAAUGAGUGAGAGGAGGUUAUGAGACGACUUAGGAGUUAAAAUGUAAUAUAAUGGAGGUUAUAACUUGGCGUAGAGAAGUCACAAUAACCAAGAAUACUACUUCACCACUGAGAAAGGGUCCAGAUGGAAACAGACAAAUAGCUGUUCUACAAGACACUGCAGAGCAGGAGGACAUGAGAUGACUUAAAGGAGUUAAGAUGUGACAUAACAGCAGAACUACAAGACACUGCAGAGCAGGAGAAGGACAUGCGAUGACUUAAAGGAGUUAAGAUGUGACAUAACAGCAGAACUACAAGACACUGCAGAGCAGGAGAAGGACAUGAGAUGACUUAAAGGAGUUAAGAUGUGACAUAACAGCAGAACUACAAGACACUGCAGAGCAGGAGAAGGACAUGCGAUGACUUAAAGGAGUUAAGAUGUGACAUAACAGCAGAACUACAAGACACUGCAGAGCAGGAGAAGGACAUGAGAUGACUUAAAGGAGUUAAGAUGUGACAUAACAGCAGAACUACAAGACACUGCAGAGCAGGAGAAGGACAUGAGAUGACUUAAAGGAGUUAAGAUGUGACAUAACAGAAAAACCUACAAGACACUGCAGAGUAAGACUUGGGAGGACUGUUAAGUCAAGGUCUAACAGUAGUGGAGGUUACAACGCGACAUAGAACACUGCUAAGUCUAACAGUGGAGGUGGAGCGUGUCUGACCGAAGGUCUUCAGGAGCAUGGAGACUGGAUCACUAAAGACAACAGAAACAAUAGCAGCUCUAGUAGUUGGUUUACCACCGACUACUAUCUGACUAGAAUACAACUAUACUGACUAUACUCACCAGCUGUACUAUUCUAUACUGUAUAUAGCAUCUCUCUCAGGUUUCCAUUCCACUGACUUACUGUAGAGACGAAGAAGAGGAGGGGAAAAGGAGGAAGGAAAGUGAACAUCUUGGAGAGGAUUACUACAGUAAACAAAGAGGGGGAGACAAAGACUGGAGGGGACAAUUGGCUUAACAAUGUGAACAGAUCCACACACACACACACAGACACACAGACACACACACACACACACAUAGCCGCGGGAAGUAGUUUGGUGGUGGGGGUCUGCGCUCUAGACCGCUAACACAGUGCACUACUUUUAGGAAAAUUGAAAAUGAAGGAUUUUAGAUUUGAUUUUUAAUGAAGAUUUUUUCAGGGGCUGUAGCACCCCUACUACCCGUGGCUACACACACACACACACACACACACACACACACACACACACACACACACACACACACACACACACACACACACACACACACACACACACACACACAGACUCAACCAACCACCUCCAAUCGUAUAAAAUUACAUGCAAUAAUAUCAAUUAUUUUUACGCUCAUUUGUUGCUAAUCAAAUCCCCACAGAAAAUACAAUAAGAUACAUGGUGACUAAAGACUGUAUAGACUUGUGGGUGUGGUCUGUGUGCAUCGGUUGCCUAGUAGCAGAAUGACUUGUUCUGUAGUGGAUAUCCUCUUUUGAUAAUAGAACUGUUGAGUACUGGUGUUAGUCUGCAUGUGUAUGUAUGUGUGUGAGAGUGUGUCUGUCUUGCAUGUGUGUUUAUGUGUGUGAAUGAGUGUAUUCUCCUUCAUUGUGUUUCUAUGAACGUGCAUUAUGACUUCUAAGAAACAGAAAUGCUGCAUUUUCCAGAGAUGUCCUUUAUUUACCCUCUUGUUUUUAUUACCAAUGUAAAUACUAAUAUUAUAUUACUGUCCUUUUUCAUGGGCUACUGUUUUUUUAAAACUUGUGUUUCCAGGUAAUGGUUAUAAAGUCCUUGACUAAGAAAACA
Salvelinus fontinalis (brook trout) is the source of this 5460-nucleotide messenger RNA. RefSeq names its product phospholipid phosphatase-related protein type 3-like. The coding region runs from base 644 to 3193 and encodes 849 amino acids. Lineage: Eukaryota; Metazoa; Chordata; Actinopteri; Salmoniformes; Salmonidae. The record is from RefSeq and is a predicted model, not a curated record. The transcript has 11 exons. Gene Ontology annotation, molecular function: phosphatidate phosphatase activity. Gene Ontology annotation, biological process: signal transduction; phospholipid dephosphorylation; phospholipid metabolic process.